Arabidopsis arenosa is the source of this 326-nucleotide messenger RNA. The record is from the annotation of a GenBank genome assembly. Lineage: Eukaryota; Viridiplantae; Streptophyta; Magnoliopsida; Brassicales; Brassicaceae.
AUAGCAAACAUCAUUGCAAAGUACAUAAACAAAAGAGAAAGAAAAUGGCAACCCAGUGGUGUCCUUAUAUUGGGAAGAACUCAUGGCCGGAGCUUUUGGGAACAAAUGGAGACUAUGCGGCUUCGGUGAUAAAAGGAGAGAACUCGAGCCUUCAAGUUAACGUGAUUUUGGUUGGAACUCCGGUGACUCCGGACCUCAGGUGCGAACGCGUUAGGGUGUGGGUUGAUGAAAGCCGUCUCGUCGUCAAAACCCCAACCGCCGGCUAGACAAUGUAUAUUGACCACAAUUACGUACAUGCGUUGUACUAAUAAAAUAAACUAUAUAGA